This is a messenger RNA of Neocloeon triangulifer, 1481 nucleotides long. RefSeq names its product death-associated inhibitor of apoptosis 1-like. The record is from RefSeq and is a predicted model, not a curated record. Gene Ontology annotation, cellular component: nucleus; cytoplasm; spindle microtubule. NCBI's taxonomy places the organism in Eukaryota, Metazoa, Arthropoda, Insecta, Ephemeroptera, Baetidae. The coding region runs from base 8 to 1150 and encodes 380 amino acids. The transcript is spliced from 2 exons. Gene Ontology annotation, biological process: regulation of cell cycle.
CAGGGUUAUGAUCUGUUCUGAAACAGCGCGGUGGAACUAUAAAAAGACUUGCACGACCCACUGCCGCACCCAAAUUUAUCUUCAUCAAUUCAAAAUGCCAUAUUUAGUGAACCUACCUAGUUCUGUUUCUGGUGAAUCUUUAGGACGUUUUAAUGCGUCGCGGACGACGAUCCAGAAAAAGUACUCGCCGUUGCGUCUAAACUUUGCGCUACAUCGACUAUUUACAUAUCCCGCUGAUUUUGAAAUUGAACCGAGACCUUUGGCCGAAGCUGGAAUUUUUUACAGCGAAACCGAUAAAACAAUAAAGUGUUGGUUUUGCGGGUACGAGUUCAAGACGAACGAAUUGGGCUCCUUGAAAGGCAAAACUGCAAGCGAAAUCAUACAAAUUAAAUCGAAUUGCAACAUCAUGCAUGAUCGGCAUGAUAAUAUCCCGAUGGGAGAUAUUUCGAAAGUCAUAAAUUACAAAUUCGAAUCGCACCGAUUGUAUUCGCUGCUGCAGAAAAAAGAUUGGGAAUUUGUGAAGCCAGUUGAAUUGGCAGCAGCCGGCUUUUACUACACCAAAGUAGACGACAAUUGUCGCUGCAUUUAUUGCAAUUUGGAAGUGCGAGGAUGGGAAGAAGGGGACAACCCUUGUACGGAACACGAUCGCUGGAAUCCCUACUGCCCGUUUUUGAAGCAACCAAAUAGCGUGGUCAACAUUAAAAUUGGCGAGGAGCAAACUGAGACGUACAGCGAUGGAACUGGAUUAAAUAAAAUUGGUUCAAACCCCUUCGUUCGUUUUCCUGAAAACUACAGAAUGGUGGAAAACGACGAUCCCUUCAUUACAACCUCAGAUUUAAGCAUUCAUGAAUGGAAUCCACCGCGGCACCCAGAGAAAAGUUUAAUCUCAAAGCGAAUGGAAACUUUUAAAAAUUGGCCUAAAGGACUUUCCCAAACGCCUGAUGUCCUGGCAAGGGCCGGAUUUUUUUACACCGGAUGUGGGGAUCGUGUCGUUUGUUUCCAAUGCAGCCUCGGGCUAAAGGACUGGGCUCAGGACGACGAACCUUUCGCAGAGCACGCAAAAUGGAACCAGGGAUGUCAGCACCUCAUCAUGCAAAAGGGCUCGGAUUUUAUACAGCAAAUCUUGCACGGGAAAACUCGGCAAAACUAACAAACUUUUUGUCAGAUGUCGGAGAACAUUUGUAUGUAGGUAGGUAGACCUAAUGUAGACAAUUUAUAUGCUAAAAAAAUUGUAAUUUUGAUUUUAGAUUUAUUUUAUAUUACACACGCUACUAGUCAAAGAUGUGGUUUUCUGCAUAUUUAAUAUCUUACUUACAUAAUUUGAAAUCUCAUUAAGCAAAUCUUACGAUAUAGAUCUGAAAGCGCUGUUAAAGAACCUCUGACAAUGAAUAGUAUACUUGCCGUCGCUUGCGGUAUAAUAGUGUUUAUCUUGUAUAAUAAAACCAUAUUUGUGUAACAAAAUGUAUUCCAAAUAAAACUGA